UCUUCAUCGUCUUCUUCUUUACAAAAGUCAAAGGGUCACAAGAAUUUGGAAAAAUUUAAGAACAUGUUUGUUUGAAAAGAGAAAAGUCCCCUAACCCAAGUGGUCGGAUCUGUCCAAAAAGAAAAUAAAAUUGUGACGGUCACAACUCACAAGAGGUAAAGAUAAAAAGGAAACGGAUUUGAAGGAAACCGCUCAGAGAGAUUUAAUUAGACAGACCACUCACUCGCAGCAUCUCUCUCUCUCAAACCCUCUUGUCGUCUUUCUCCAUCAAGACAAACCAAAUUCAAACGUCACUGAUUGUGAGACAGAGAGGCAAAACAAAACAAAAACCCAGAGUGUGUGUGUUCCAAUCUCUCUAAAAUAAUCCCUACUUCUAUUUUUUUCCUCGUUUCAGUUUCUGGGUUUUAAUCAAUUUAUCUCCUUUCUCUCUCUCUCUUCCUAUCUGAAUUCCAGUCUGAAAUCGUCGGGAAGUUUUAUGCUUUGUAACAACAACGCAAAUGCGAGUUUCUUGUUUCUCUCUCUGUUUGCUUCUACUCUGUUUAUCUCACCUCUGUCUCGGCCAGCAAUCUUCUUCUUGUCGGGUACUGUGAUGAAUCUUAGGAACAAUCAGUUUCUAUUUAGAGAAGCGUAGUAUUUCACCUGCCAGGGCUUUGAGAUUUGUCUAUUUGCAUCUUUCUGGAAUUUUCUCUUUUUUUUUCUUUUUCUUUCUCAGAUCCAUUUGACCUCAUCCCCAGACAUCAAAAGUUUAAAUCCUUUUUUAAAGGGUUUAAUUCUUGUCCAUUUGUGUAAAAUUCACCAUCUUCGAAGAAGACCAUGAGAGGCGUCUUCUUCAUCGUCUUCGUUACGUGUCUAGUCUUCUUACCGGAUCCUCUACUCGCUGGUGUAGCGUACACCGGGAGCAUCACUCCAGGGUUUUCAGGAUCUCAGAUGAAUUACAUCAACAACGACGGUAUCUUCCUCAAUUCCAACAACUCCGACUUUGGCUUUGGUUUCGUAACUACACAAGCUUCCGUCACUCUGUUCACGCUCAGCAUCAUUCACAAGAGCAGCACGAAAUUGAUCUGGUCGGCGAACAGAGCUUCCCCUGUUUCCAAUUCCGACAAUCUUGUGUUCGACGACAACGGGAAUGUUGUGCUGCGUGGAGAAGAAGGCGGAACUGAGGUUUGGAGACUGGACAAUUCAGGCAAAAAUGCUUCGAGAAUGGAGCUACGUGACUCGGGGAAUCUCGUUCUUGUUUCCGUUGACGGGACUUCGAUCUGGGAGAGUUUUGAUCAUCCCACAGAUACUCUCAUUACGAAUCAAGCUUUUAAACAAGGCAUGAAGCUCACUAGCAAUCCUUCUUCCAGCAACAUGACUUUUGCUCUCGAGAUCAAAUCAGGAGAUAUGGUUUUAUCUGUGAAUAGCUUGACCCCUCCUCAAGCGUAUUGGUCGAUGGGAAGUGCCAGAGAGAAGAUCAUCAACAAAGACGGCGUGGUAACUUCGUCGUCUCUCCUUGGGAAUUCAUGGCGCUUCUUUGAUGAGAAACAGGUUCUGUUAUGGCAGUUUAUAUUUACUGACAACAAAGAUGAUAACGCAACUUGGAUCGCCGUUUUGGGAAGCAACGGUGUCAUCUCUUUCUCAAAUAUCGGAAGCGGAGCAUCUGCUGCUGAUUCUUCUACCAAAAUCCCGGGUGAUCUUUGCGCAACACCCGAGCCUUGUGGGUCUUACUACGUCUGCUCGGGUUCUAAAGUGUGUGGAUGUGCGCCCGGGUUGUCUCGGGUUCGGUCUGAUUGCAAAACCGGGAUCACUUCUCCCUGUAAGAAAAACAAGGAUAACGCCACAUUGCCGUUGCAGCUCGUAAAUGCUGGGGAUAGUGUAGAUUACUUCGCUCUAGGGUUUGCUUCUCCCUUCUCCAAGAAAACGAGUCUUGAUAGUUGUAAAGAGUUCUGCAACAACAAUUGCACGUGCCUUGGUCUUUUCUUCCAGAACAGUUCUGGUAACUGCUUCUUGUUUGAUUGGAUUGGAAGCUUCAAAAACUCUGGUAAUGGAGGCUCCGGGUUUGUUUCUUACAUCAAGGUUGCAAGUACUGGUGCGGGAGGUGGAGAUAACGGAGAAGAUGGUGGGAAACAUUUUCCUUAUGUAGUGAUUAUUGUCGUGGUGACGGUUUUUAUCAUCGCAGUUUUGAUAUUUGUGGCCUUCCGGAUUCAUAAGAGAAAGAAAAUGAUUUUGGAGGCUCCUCAAGAGAGUUCAGAGGAGGAAAAUUUCUUGGAGAAUUUAUCUGGGAUGCCUAUCAGGUUCGCUUACAAAGAUCUUCAGUCAGCGACGAAUAACUUCUCGGUGAAGUUAGGUCAAGGAGGGUUUGGAUCGGUCUAUGAAGGUACUUUACCGGAUGGUUCUCGUUUGGCCGUGAAGAAACUUGAAGGAAUAGGUCAGGGUAAAAAAGAAUUCAGAGCCGAGGUAAGUAUAAUCGGAAGCAUUCAUCAUCUGCAUCUGGUGCGGCUCAGAGGAUUCUGCGCUGAAGGGGCUCAUAGGCUUCUCGCUUACGAGUUCUUAUCUAAAGGUUCGUUAGAGAGAUGGAUAUUUAGGAAAAAAGAUGGAGAUGUUCUGUUAGAUUGGGACACAAGAUUUAACAUCGCGCUUGGAACAGCCAAAGGUUUAGCGUAUCUACACGAAGACUGUGAUUCAAGGAUUGUCCAUUGCGAUAUAAAACCUGAGAACAUCCUGUUAGACGAUAACUUCAACGCCAAGGUAUCUGAUUUCGGACUUGCGAAGCUCAUGACCCGCGAACAAAGCCAUGUAUUCACGACAAUGCGCGGGACAAGAGGUUACUUAGCUCCGGAAUGGAUCACAAACUACGCGAUCUCAGAGAAGAGCGAUGUUUACAGCUACGGAAUGGUGUUGCUAGAGUUAAUAGGAGGAAGAAAGAACUAUGAUCCAUCAGAAACUUCGGAGAAAUGCCAUUUUCCAUCUUUUGCUUUCAAGAAGAUGGAAGAAGGGAAGCUUAUGGAUAUUGUUGAUGGGAAGAUGAAGAAUGUUGAUGUGAGUGACGAAAGGGUUCAAAGGGCGAUGAAAACUGCGCUUUGGUGUAUACAAGAAGAUAUGCAAACGAGACCGUCGAUGAGCAAAGUUGUUCAAAUGCUUGAAGGAGUUUUUCCGGUUGUUCAGCCACCAAGUUCUUCUACUAUGGGAUCAAGGCUUUACUCAAGCUUCUUUAAGUCGAUCAGUGAGGAUGGCGGUGCUACUACGUCAUCUGGACCAUCGGACUGUAACAGUGAGAAUUAUCUCUCCGCCGUGAGACUCUCCGGUCCGAGAUAGUAAUCUUUUUUUUUCUUUCUUUUAGCCAGUUUUUAGAAUCUUAAAAUAGGUUUUUGGCUCACCAUAUAUAUUGUUCUUGGGUUUUAAAUCUUGAAAGAAUAGUCUUCUUCUCUCACUCUCUCAGUAUUGUAUGUUCCGAGAUUUAUUAUACUAUAGAUUACCCGUCGUUUUUCUCAACU
Camelina sativa (false flax) is the source of this 3473-nucleotide messenger RNA. The record is from RefSeq and is a predicted model, not a curated record. Lineage: Eukaryota; Viridiplantae; Streptophyta; Magnoliopsida; Brassicales; Brassicaceae.